UCCCGCAGUAAGACAGGUUGAUAUUCUAAUGUUCUGCAGAUGGCGUGAGACCUGUCUGUCUGCCGGCGUAUAAACAGACCUUCCCUGCCGGCUCCUCCUGCUGGGUGACUGGGUGGGGCUACACUCGGGAAGGAGGUACCGUGUCACCGCAGUUGCGUCAGGCGCUGCUGCAGGUAAUUGAUCAGGUGGUCUGCGCCGGUCCGGCGGUCUAUGGGUCCUACCUUACUCCCAGAAUGCUUUGCGCCGGGAGCAUGGAGGGAGGCGUGGACGCUUGUCAGGGAGACAGCGGGGGUCCUCUGGUCUGUCAGACGGCUGAUGGUGAUUGGAGGUUGGCGGGCGUGGUCAGCUGGGGCGAGGGGUGUGGCCGACCCAACAAACCAGGUGUUUACACUCGAGUCUCUCACCUGCUGCAGUGGCUCAACCAAUACAUACAGGAUGAAGAUCCAGGUAGAACCAGUGGAACCACAACAGAACAGAACGACACAUUCUGACCCGUUUUUAUUAUUUAAUUUAUUUUCUAAUAAACUUUAUUUUUCUUACACUGA
This is a messenger RNA of Astyanax mexicanus (Mexican tetra), 545 nucleotides long. Its product is annotated as tryptase-2-like. The coding region runs from base 234 to 491 and encodes 85 amino acids. Lineage: Eukaryota; Metazoa; Chordata; Actinopteri; Characiformes; Acestrorhamphidae. Gene Ontology annotation, molecular function: serine-type endopeptidase activity. The transcript is spliced from 4 exons. Gene Ontology annotation, biological process: proteolysis. The record is from RefSeq and is a predicted model, not a curated record.